AUACGGCAUAUAAUAAGUUAUAAAUGAGUGCAAUGCAAAUUAUGGCGGAGAGAAGCGUGAAACGUCGUAAGAUAUAUAUGUCACAUAAGUUUAAUGGUUAGUCGAUAAAUAACAAUUUUUUGACGAUACAUUAGCGGACUGCACUUACACUGUAUGCAGCAGUAACAACCAAUUCAAAUUUUCCAAUACUCGGAAAGCCAAACUGUUUGUAAGUGUUUAUUAAUUAAUAAAGCAUAUUUGAGACUUGAAUAUAAAUUUAUGGUUCUUAAAUUUAUUGGCGUUUACAUUUUUUUUCAGAAGCCACGUGAAGCUCCUGAAGUUCUACAUAACAAUAAAUUUCAAGAUUACAGGGAUGAUCUUUCAAAAGGAAGUUUGAUUAAGUUUUGUAGUUGUUCUUUAAAUCUUGAAAAAAUGGCUGUGCAAGGUAAAACGAUCGAAAUGAUUAACGGAGAUACAUACAAGCAGUUUCGAAGAUCGUUGGUACCUUUUAUAGUACAGACUCCAGAUAUCCCAUGCUGUCUGGAGCGGAACACCUUAAAUGGGAUUCUACAAAAUGUACAGAAACGAUGUGGCACUGCAUUCUCUAAAUCAGAGCCGUAUAAAAAUGCAGAGACACAGACUGAUUACAGAGAGAGUGAAACACAAACUGAACCUUGGGAGCCACCAUGUAAAAUUAUUUCAGGUCACAAUCCUGAAGUGUUGACGUUAGCUCAUUUAACUUGGAAGAACGGACUACCCGCGGGUGUUCAUGAGGUGCACAUUAUCAAUAGGAUGCGAAUGAAGAAAGCUUGGGAAGCUAUCCUACCGCCAAUGGAUACCCCGGCUAACAUAAAGAUGCGAAAUUCGAUAAUAACGGCUUUAGACAUAGAAGAAUGGGCAUUUCGGGAGUCAGAGAUUCAAUUCAUAAUGGAUUUACGUCUCGACCUGAUGAGAGAUCUGCUGCAAAGUCGUGAGUCGGAAUACGAGAAGAAAGUGCAGGGUCGUUUCAGUAGGCUCAAGAGCAAAUUGGGGAAAUAUCGGGACAAUCAAAUCAAGAGUAUUAGGCAUAAUCUUAAACGAGAUCUACGAAAAUUAUGUAAAAGACACCGUAAUGAGCAGCAACCUCGCAAACCCGAUAUAAUUGAACGGCAUAUCGAUCCAAAGUCCGAUCUGUAUGCACCGCAAAUGCGUUUCGGCGAACAUCCCCAGAGACGACACGAAAUCUUGCAAAAGCAACUUCGAAGCGAAAGUUAUAUUGAACAAAUAAAAGAAGAUACAACGCUCAGUUGGUUACCAGCUAUCGAGGAACCGAAAACAACUAAACGUGGGUCUAAAUCGAUAGACAUCUGUAUACGAGAAACCAGGUGGACGGAGGAAAAACUGAAGCAGCUUCAUUCCGAUCUAAAAGCCAUUCGAAUGAAAGUCAAAACCGUAGAUGAAGGCCCAAAAUUAGUGAGACGUAAUCACGAACAGCCAACUUUUCCGACCACACCGCGUAGAUUGGGGAUCUGGGACAAAAAGCAGAAACAACGGGAAGAGUCUGCUACAUUUAUUCAAAAGCUUGUUAAAGGCAGAGCGAUACAAUGUCUGAUGUACAAAGGACGCGAUAGAUGCAGGGAGCUAAUCGAAGAACUACAAUCGACUCAAGCGCUCGAGCAGGAGGAUCGCGAUGAAGAGACAGAAAUAAACGAUCAAUCAACACAAGAAGAUCAUUUGUGUGAGAUUCUCGAUUCUUUAGAGGGAAAGACAGUCUGUGGAACACUAGAUUUUCUCAACAAGGAGCUGGUGAGAUUAGAGGAUGAACGUAGAGCUCAUGCUUUUGCCUUGCUUGCUGAAAGAGAAAGAUGUAUGAGAGAAGCCGCCGAAGCUGGAAGGCGACAAAUGGAACGUAAUCGACGACGAGAAUUCGACGAGAUGUUCAAACAAAUCGUGAAAGUAAAUCAGGACUCGGUAGAAGCUUACUUGGAGGACAUUGUGAAGGAAGAAAUCGAUUGGGUAUCCGAUAAGGUGGCUAAAGAACGUAUCUUAGAAAUUUGUGAUAAAGUGGAUGCUACGUCGAAACUUGCCGCAGAAAAUGCUGACAAGUUGGCAGAUGAGAAAUUGGUAGCAGAUAUGAUCUACAAUUUUGUUUUACCCGAAGUAGAAAAGCACAAUAUAAGGAAAAAAAUACGCGAUCAGCAACAAAGUCAUAUGCAGAAUGCAUUUAUUUCAAUUUACGAAAAAAUUUUAGAUUUACCACCUGAACCAUCACAAGUUACGGUUGAACCAUUGCAAGUUCAAAAAAUUUACGAAAAAAACGAUGAUAUAAAAACAAUUUACGUGAAUGAAGAUACGGAGCAAGAUAUCGAGGCAAAAGAAAUAGAAAUUCACAAAAUAGAUAUUGAAGAUAAAAAACAAGCUAAUUUGGAAAACCAUUCGGAAAUAAAUUCACAAAGCGAUUCCUUAACGGAAACUCAAUAAUAUCUCGAAAAUUACUUUAUGAUAACUUUGCUCUGAAAACUAUUAUCUAUAUAUAUAAUAUAUGUAUCUUUUUAUAAUAAAAAUUAACAAUUGUUAACAAUUGUAAUGUAAUGCUGAAAAUGUACAAGUGGUUUAUUAAACUUCCGAAUAUAAUCACUUACAUAAAUACAGAUUGAUAAAUAUAUUAACAAUGUAGUUUAUAAUCAAUACAUGAUGUGUCUAUAAAGUCUGUUCACCUCCUAUAUUUUGAAAAUGAUUCAAAAUUAUGAAAAAUGUUUUUAAAUUAUUUUUCGCUUUUAAAUGAUGUCUUCUCCCCACUAACCUCUUUGAAAGAGUAUAGCUACUCGAAAUGAUUGAACAUGUAUUUCGCGAUUUUUCAUAAUUUUGAACCGUUUAUAGGGAGUAGGAAUAAACUUUAAAGACACUCUGUAUAAAAUAUGCUAAUUGUCCGUUUUUAAAUUUAUCAUACUUUUCCAAUAUCAAUCGAUUAUGUAUCUUUAUGCCAUUAAUAGUAAAUUAUUUUAGAGCUUAUAUACAACGUAUUUCGACAAAUAUUUUUUUCAUUUUAGAUGCUUAGUUAGAGUUAUGAAGUGUUUAAAUUGGUGAUAAAAUAUCGAGCCACUGUAUGCUGAUUAAAGUUCAAUGAAUUACAGUCUUUUAUAUAUCAUUGAUUACAUAACUUUACAUAUGAUAAAAUCAGUUAUACAUACGUCAAUGAACUUAUAUAACAUUAUAAAUAAAACCAAUAUGUAUCUUUCAAUAUUUAAAGAUAUUUUAUUCCACUAAAAUAAUAUUAGGAUAUUAUUUUAAUCAAAUUAUACAUUAAUGUACAAUUUACUAAAAUAAUAUUUUUAAAAAUAUUAU
Messenger RNA from Solenopsis invicta (red fire ant), 3303 nucleotides. RefSeq names its product cilia- and flagella-associated protein 91. NCBI's taxonomy places the organism in Eukaryota, Metazoa, Arthropoda, Insecta, Hymenoptera, Formicidae. Bases 259 to 2439 code for a protein of 726 amino acids. The transcript has 9 exons. The record is from RefSeq and is a predicted model, not a curated record.